AUGUGGUCCCGACUUGCCGUGUGUGCUUGCUUGGUCGGUUCCGUUGCGGCCAUGUGUCCAGAUGAUCCGGAGGUGGACCUGUGCGAGGUAGAUGAACAGGAGACAAGUCACGGCGUCCGAAACGGAGCUUGGAUGGCAUUGCUCUUGCCCUUGGCUUCGACACGGCCCAGCCUCGCCACCGGCUUGGCCCUGGCAUUGGCCGCUGGCUCUGUCGGCGUGGAUGCUGUGACUUGCGGCGAGUUGAAGACCUUCUACAAGAACGAGCAGUGCUGCGGGCAGCCCACUCAAGAGGUCUCUGCUCCAGUGCCCGGAACCGCUGCCUGCCCGUACUCCUUCGCCAAGCCUGCUUGCUCCACUGCCGAACCUCAGACGCCUCGUGACCUGACGGCCGGCGCCGUCGGCUCAAUGACACCAAAGGCAGCGACCCUGACCGAUGAUCAGGCGAACUUCCUACCGCUGGUGAACGUGCACUUCCACCUGGGUGCAGAGCACAAGACCGAGGCAGGGCCCUGUAGUCCUGAGUCUUCUUCCGAACUGAGUCUGGUGCUCGCCAUUGAGGCGGCCUACAGUGACGACACGGACUCGAUUGCCUACGAUGCCGCCUCGUCAGGCCGACGACUUGCCGGAAACGUCCGGCCUGGGUUCAUGUGCAGCAAGAGCUCUCUGAACGCCAAUCAGCUGGCGGCCUACAACUUCACGUACUGCAACUUUGCUGCGGCGCUUCCUUUAGGCUUUGACCUGCUUUCCGGGAGCGCGCAUGUCGUUUUUAGCAAGGGCGACGUGCAGGUCGGCAAGUCCUACGAGAUCCACUACGUGCACUCCUCUGCGGGCAUGGACAACAACGCCACGGAUGACAUGAACGCAGACUUGCUGGCAGAUGGCCUGGGAGGUGCUGCCAACGGCCGUGGCCUCCUCAACCCCAUGAUCGUGGUGCAAGGGCAGAUCUUCCAGAUCGUGCAUGGUGCCGCAACAGUCGAUGACAUGCUGCACGGCUGGACUGUGGUUGGCCACGACAACUCCGUCAUGUACCCCGGGAGCACUACCGGUCAGAGCCACGACAACGAGGUGUGCUCUCCUUACUCCAUCACCUGGCAUGUGGACAAGGAUUGCCAUCAGGUCUCGCCCGAGUCCUUUGACAAUCUGUGCAAGCAGAUGAGUGAGGCCUACGGGAUGUACGCUGACCUUUACCCGCACGGCUCGCGCAAGCUGGUCUCCUCCCAGUACGUGGUGAAAUCCGAGUUCGUCAAACCCCUGGCGUAG
Molecule: messenger RNA, 1260 nt
Organism: Symbiodinium sp. CCMP2592
Lineage: Eukaryota; Dinophyceae; Suessiales; Symbiodiniaceae
Source: the annotation of a GenBank genome assembly